CAAUUGCACAGGAACAGAAAAAAAUUGCCUCGAUUGCAAGCGGACGUGUUUGUCGAACAAGUUCUCCCGUCGCGUACAGUCAUCGCGUGCGUAGAUCGCAACCGUACUUCGAGUUUCGUUUUAUUAAAACCUCUCAUCCUACCAAGUCAAAAUGGUGUACAUGGUGAAAGAUUCCGAGGACUUCAACAACAAGCUUGAAGCGGCCGGCGAUCAGCUGGUGGUGGUUGACUUCUUUGCCACCUGGUGUGGACCGUGCAAGGUGAUCGCACCGAAGCUGGAAGAGUUCCAGAACAAGUAUGCCGACAAGAUCGUCGUGGUGAAGGUGGACGUGGAUGAGUGUGAAGAACUUGCGGCACAGUACAACAUCGCCAGCAUGCCCACCUUCCUGUUCAUCAAGAAGAAGGAAGUGGUGGCCCAGUUCUCCGGUGCGAAUCCCGAAAAGCUGGAAAACUUCAUCCAGCAGCACUCCGGUUGAGCCAAGCGAAAGGAUACAAUCAAACUGCUGUAUACCCCGCGGUUGGCGGUUAGAGGAUAUAAACGCAUGCGGCAGCGCCAGCCAGAGAAGCACAACUACACACAGCCAUACCACACCACACACUCUCACAACCUUUCCCCAUAAAAGUCACCAAUUACGCAAGUGUGUGCAGUGUACGAUAAGGACAUCCAAAGUCUCUCAGUUGCUUUUCGGUUGACGAACGAUUUAGGAGAAGACAUUUUCGAUUUUAAUCAACACCAUCCUCCGCUUCAUUGCAUGUAAUUUUUUUUUCCUGUCCGUGCGUCCGUGCAUGCAUGCGCUCCGAUUCGUUGUUAAGCAGAUAGAAAGAUAAGCGUUUUACUUACACGCAAGAGAAAAGAAAAGCAAAACAAAAACAACCCCCCCCUUAAAGAGCAUAAGAUUCGCCGUCGCUUCACCAUUUGCCUUGUAUCGUGUUAUUUAAAUAUAAAUGUAUUUGUUGUGCUCUAUUUUGCAGUGUUUUAUGUAUUUUGUGGGGAAGAAACAAAAAGGAUAAUAAUAUACGCGCGUACACAUGUCGAAACACCCAACCCAUCACCACCCACCACCCGUACGUACCCAGUGCUCUCGCUAUUAAAUAGUAACGAAGUAAUGUGAAUUGUAUUUAUCACCUUAAAAGUAAAAUAAAUUCGAAUCGGCUUACGUGAAGCGUGUGUAUACAACGAGGAAA
Messenger RNA from Anopheles funestus (African malaria mosquito), 1184 nucleotides. RefSeq names its product thioredoxin-2-like. Gene Ontology annotation, molecular function: protein-disulfide reductase activity. The transcript has 2 exons. Bases 152 to 475 code for a protein of 107 amino acids. The record is from RefSeq and is a predicted model, not a curated record. NCBI's taxonomy places the organism in Eukaryota, Metazoa, Arthropoda, Insecta, Diptera, Culicidae.